AUGUUGGACAGUGUGAGUAGAAAGCACCCGCCCACCUCCCAGGAAGAUGGAAUACCCUGCGCCUACUGCCCGUUCCUAGCCCCCACACUACAGACCCUCCACGCCCACAAGACAGCAACACACCGAGACAUGGACUGCCCUUACUGUGGCCGUCUCAUUGCUACUUGGUGGGCUUACGAGAGGCACCUGACCAAGUUCCAUCCGAAUGAAGUACCAGAACAUGUCAAGCAGGAGAGAGCAAACGUCGAGGCUGCUCUAAAAUCACCUGUAGUUCCUGAGCCAAAGAAGAGAGGGAGAAAGAGGAAGAUCCAGCAGUGUGAGACGUGCCAUGAAGUUUUUAAAUCACGACCUUCCCUGACAUACCACAUCGCGACAAAACACCAAAGUAAGGAACACACAUGCGUCAAGUGCAAUGCCGUAUUCCGCCACCCAAUGCUACUGGCUUCCCACAUCUUACGCCACGGAGAGAGGACUGUCAUGUGCCACCGUUGCGGGAGGAAGUUCUUCACGCAGAAACAGCUCAAUAGUCAUGAGAACCUGUUCCACCGAAGAACCCGCAGUUACAGCUGUGAGACUUGUGGGGGACGGUUCUCUACCCUGAAGAUUCUGCGCCACCACAUCAGGACUCAACCACACCACAAGUAUUACUGUCAGGAGUGUGGAGUGUCCUACCCACAGAAACAGCAAUACCUGUCACACAUCCUGACACAUGGCCUCAGGUGCACAAUUUGCAACCAGUCAUUUGCAACAGCAGUUGCAGCACACCAGCACUACCGCUCCACACACUCAGGCAACACACAGGUUACUGUAACUUCACCUGGGGACUCCAAAACCAAUCUCAAAGUGAAUGCUGCCUCACCAAAGACUGUACAACCAUUAAGCAAAGUCCAGAGUUCACUUAUCAUCAGGUCCGAUGCAAAGAACACCAAUAAUGAAGAAAUAAAGAGGAUGCAGCAAGACUUUCCUAGCAAUGAAUUUCAAAUACCUGAUGGACAUGACACAGAAGAGGCCCUUCCCUCAAGGAUAAUGCUGAUGGAUAAAUCAGGUGUUAAUAAAGUCAAGACAGAGAGGGUUUCUGACAUGGAACAGGCUCAUAAUGUUGUUAUUAUUCUCUCUGCUGAUAAGGAUGCCCAUGUACUAAAACAGGAAGUGAAGAAGGAAAUAUGUGAGCCAGCAGAAUAUAUUAUCAAUGAAGAUGAGAUUUUGUGAUAAGGAAGAGUACAAAAAAAAAAAAUAAUAAUAAUAAAAUAAAUGUAAAAUCUCUAACUUUUGAAUUAAGGCUAUUGGAUACAGAUUUUAUAAUAUGUACAGGAUUUUUAACGUCAGGUUUGCUAAAGUCUUCUUUUACAGCAUGUUGAUGGAAAUGUGCAAUAUAUACUGUAUAUAACUUGUUCUAAAGGUGUCUGCUUACUUGAUCAAAAAAUAGAAUGGUUCUAAUAAACAAACUUCAUAAAAAUCACCAUAGCAAACAGAGAAAAUGUUAACCCAAUGCUGACAGGCAUGGUAUGUAUGUACAUGCCAUGCCCACUGUGAGUUUACUUUAUUAAUUGUUUUUACAAAUAGAUGGCUACACUUGUACUAAGUCACCAAUGAGCAAAUUACGAGUACUGCCUGUCUCGCUCAUUUACCCUUUUCCUUGAUUUAUGAAUAUAUUUUACGUUAUCUUAUUUUACUGUUGCUAAUGUAAUUUAUAGUAAUUUAAAUAUUUAUAAUAACACCAUCGAUAUUCAUAGCACUAGUAAAAAUGUGCUUUUCCUGCCAAUUCAAGGAAAGGUGAAAUUAUGUAAGGUCACAAGGUCUUCUAAUUGCAGAGACAUUUCACUCAAAUAUAAAAAAAGGGCACAGCAUUUUCCCCAUUUUUUAUUAAUUUUCCCCGGCGGCAUGUGGUUAAUACAGAUAGACAGAAGUCAACAAAAGUCUUAAAUACUGUGAGUUUAACAUAAAAUUUUCCAAGGGUUGACUAUAGAUGUACAAAAUAUUCAGGAAACCUGUAGAUCUUAGAAAUAUAUGUACAAGAGAAUGAUAGUAUUUAAGUAUUAGCCUUUUUUCACUGUAUGGAAAAAAAAAAUUCCAGUUAAAAUGGGGACAUGUAAAAUUGUAACAGAAGAGGUCUCUUAUUCUUAUGUAUUUACCAUUUGGUAGACAAUGUUAAGCAAAUAAAGCAUUAAGCAAAUAAAGUAUCUUAUACAUCUAACUCCAAACACCUUAAAAAUAAGAUUACAGACACACAAAUAUACAAUUCUCCAGAAAAAAUUGGGUCGUUUUCAAAUCCUCCAAAAAAAUAUUUCCCAUAAACAGAAACAUGUUUCCUCCUAUCUCUCAAAAUAAUGUUAGAAACCACCCUAAACAACUGAAGUUUUUGACACUACAACAAUCACACUCAUGAAAGACACUUGUGUACAACCCAGCAAACAACACCAUUACUCAACACGUUUCCAAUUUGUUUUCCCACAUCAUGACAUUUUGCAUGCCUGACAGCCCUUAGCUUCCGAUCCUCUAAGCUCAUGACACUAACUGCCAACAAAGCUACUGGACAUAACAAAAUCCCCGUCUUAAUCCUGAAGU
Molecule: messenger RNA, 2565 nt
Organism: Penaeus indicus
Lineage: Eukaryota; Metazoa; Arthropoda; Malacostraca; Decapoda; Penaeidae
Product: PR domain zinc finger protein 5-like
Exons: 5
Coding region: 1-1209 (402 amino acids)
Biological process (GO): regulation of DNA-templated transcription
Molecular function (GO): DNA-binding transcription factor activity, RNA polymerase II-specific; RNA polymerase II cis-regulatory region sequence-specific DNA binding
Source: RefSeq, a predicted model, not a curated record